This is a messenger RNA of Gastrolobium bilobum, 1657 nucleotides long. Its product is annotated as histidine--tRNA ligase, chloroplastic/mitochondrial-like. Gene Ontology annotation, cellular component: cytoplasm. Gene Ontology annotation, molecular function: histidine-tRNA ligase activity; ATP binding. NCBI's taxonomy places the organism in Eukaryota, Viridiplantae, Streptophyta, Magnoliopsida, Fabales, Fabaceae. The record is from RefSeq and is a predicted model, not a curated record. Bases 8 to 1513 code for a protein of 501 amino acids. Gene Ontology annotation, biological process: histidyl-tRNA aminoacylation. The transcript has 11 exons.
CACCACUAUGCCUGCAACUGCAUUUUCGUGCUCGUUCCUUGUUCUGCAACCUCGCUUCAAUUCAUACAUUAACCCUAUCUUCCGCUCGCUCAGCUACCAACUCUCUUCUUCGCCGGUCCCAUUGAAUGGCAAGUUCUCCGGCGCCAGACUCUGUUCUGCGCUUUCACGAGCGGCGGAGACUGAGUCUCCGAGCGGUGGUAGGUCAGGUGCGUUAUCUCCCGGUCCGGAGGUCACCGGUAAUAUGCAGAAAAUCGACGUGAACCCUCCCAAGGGGACGCGUGAUUUCCCGCCCGAAGACAUGCGCUUGCGCAACUGGCUCUUCAACAAUUUCAAAGAGGUUUCGCGGUUGUAUGGAUUUGAGGAGGUUGAUUUUCCGGUGCUUGAGUCGGAGGCAUUGUUCACUAGGAAAGCAGGAGAGGAGAUUAAGGAUCAGCUUUAUUGUUUUGAAGAUCGGGGUAAUCGUCGUGUUGCAUUGAGGCCUGAACUUACUCCUUCUUUGGCAAGGCUGGUGAUCCAGAAAGGGAAGUCCGUGUCUCUGCCAUUGAAGUGGUUCACUGUUGGACAAUGUUGGCGGUAUGAGAGAAUGACAAGGGGGCGUCGUCGUGAGCACUAUCAGUGGAACAUGGAUAUCAUUGGUGUUCCUGGGGUUAUGGCUGAAGCAGAGCUUAUAUCUUCUAUUGUCACUUUGUUCAAGCGAAUAGGAAUUACAGAAUCAGAUGUUGGAUUUAAGGUUUCUAGUCGAAAGGUUCUACAGGAAGUAUUGAAACAUUAUUCAAUACCUGACAAUUUAUUUGGCAAGGUCUGCGUCAUUAUUGAUAAAAUUGAGAAAAUUCCAGUUGAUGAGAUAAAGAAAGAGUUGAAAGCUGCUGGUGUAUCACAAGAGGCUGUCCAGGAGCUAUUGCAAGUCCUUUAUGUAAAGUCAUUGACAGAGUUGGAAGAGAGACUUGGAAGCAAUGGGGAAGCAGUUGCCGAUCUGAAACAGCUAUUCUCACUUGCUGAAAAGUUUGGUUACUCUAAAUGGCUUCAAUUUGAUGCAUCAGUUGUUCGUGGCCUUGCUUACUACACUGGCAUUGUAUUUGAGGGUUUCGAUCGAGAAGGAAAGCUACGGGCUAUCUGUGGUGGUGGCCGAUAUGAUCAUUUGUUCUCAACUUUUGGUGCUGAUGACAUUGCUGCUUGCGGUUUUGGAUUUGGGGAUGCAGUCAUAGUGGAAUUGCUCAAAGAGAAGGGUCUCCUACCAGAGUUCAGCUUGCAAAUAGAUAACAUUGUUUGUGCCUUGGAUGAAGAUCUUCAAGGAUGUGCUGCUAUGGUUGCUAACGUUCUCAGAGAAAAAGGACAUAGUGUUGAAUUGGUUUUGGAAAGCAAACCACUCAAAUGGGUUUUUAAACGAGCAGCUCGAACAAAAGCUCAGCGACUGGUUUUAGUGGGGAAUUCUGAGUGGCAAAGGGGUAUGGUUGGUGUCAAAAUUCUCUCUACUGGUGAGCAGUACGAAGUUAAACUGGAUGAUCUAAAGUAAAUCAGAAUUUGAACUUUUUUUGUUGGUUUAUGUAUUUUAGCUUCAUUAUCGGUAUUUCAUUUACCUUGGUUUUACUUGGGUACUUGUUUAUAUAUACACUCACAAAACUGCAUGCGCACACACAUAUUUAUCUAUACAUAUACA